Messenger RNA from Lucilia cuprina (Australian sheep blowfly), 1221 nucleotides. It is a transcript of the gene slv, whose product is annotated as sugar transporter SWEET1. Gene Ontology annotation, molecular function: sugar transmembrane transporter activity. Bases 207 to 887 code for a protein of 226 amino acids. The transcript is spliced from 5 exons. The record is from RefSeq and is a predicted model, not a curated record. Gene Ontology annotation, biological process: carbohydrate transport. Gene Ontology annotation, cellular component: membrane. Lineage: Eukaryota; Metazoa; Arthropoda; Insecta; Diptera; Calliphoridae.
AAAAGAAGCAGAAUUUGUAUUUAUGUUGACGUAGGAAAUUGGUAAAAAUAUUUGUUUUGAAAUUUAUAACAUUCUUAAUUAUUUUAUAUAAAUAAAACGUUACAAAGCUAUGAACAACAUAUAGCCAAUGUGAAAAAUUAUAACAAAUUGAAAAUAAAGUGAAAUAGUGUUAAAGAAAUACGUUAAAUUUAAGCAACAGCGGCAGGAUGCAUAAUGUUGAGGGAUUUAUAGCGCUACUGGAAACAACAGCGGUUGUAACCACAGUUUUACAAUACUUAUCGGGAGCCAUUAUAUGCCGCAAAUAUAUCAAAAAGAAAUCAACCGGCGAUUCUUCUGGUUUUCCUUUUAUAUGUGGAUUUUUAUCCUGCAGUUAUUGGGUUCAUUAUGGCAUGUUAAGCGAAGAGCGUAGUGUAGUUUUGGUUAAUACCAUUGGUGUUACCUUAUUCCUGAUUUACACUCUGAUUUAUUAUGUUUUUACUGUUAAUAAGAAUGUUUAUGUAAAACAGUUCCUCUUUGUGUUAACGGCAUUAUUUGGUAUUGUUUUUUAUAUUAACGGUAUCACGGAUGUGGGACAGGCACAAAAUUUUAUGGGUAUUGUUUGCUGUAUUGUAACAGUUUGCUUUUUUGCGGCACCGCUUACCAAUCUUUUGCAUGUGAUACGAGUUAAAAACUCCGAAAGUUUACCUUUUCCCUUAAUAGUUAUGUCAUUUUUGGUUUCUAUACAAUGGCUAAUAUAUGGCAUUAUAAUAUCCGAUACAUUUAUACAGUUACCCAACUUUUUAGGUUGCGUAUUAUCGCUAAUGCAACUUUGUCUAUUUGUUUGUUAUCCGCCAAAAAGUUUUGCUGGUCAAGGCUAUAAACUUGUAGACCAAACUGUGGUAUUUUAAACUUAUACAACAACAAAAUGCAAUUUUGUAUACAAUUAUGAAAAAAAACAUAACAACAAAAGACUUACAAAACUUUUUUUUAAAAAACAGAAUUUGUAAUUGUUUACUAAAGCUGAAAUUAAUUGUACAUACAAAACGUAUUAUUUUUUUAUAUUUGUUCCAUGGCUAUUUUCUAUACUCUCUCUCUUCUGCUCUUUUUAAAAAGCCAGUAAAAUUUACUUAAUUAAAAAUUUAUAAUUUAGAGGCUUAAAACUUAAUUAAAAAUUGUAUUUAAUAACAAAUAAUAAGAAAAAAUUGUUUACCUCUUUCUUUGUGCUGGACAAAAAUACCAUUA